GAACGCUUAACAACGUCUUAGUGAAAUCAUCGUUUGUUAUACUCUGGGACUCAGUUGCUUAAAGCCAAACACAAUUUUAUCAUGACGAAAUUCACUCGGGUUCUGUUUUACGCGCUGAACAUAAUGGUCGCCGCAUUUGCAAGAGAGCCAUCUUGUCCCGUUUGCUCGCGUUACGACUAUGAAGAAAGAAUACUGGAAAGAGUAUUACGCAACGAAAUGGCCAUAGACAAUUUGCUCGCCGAAAUCCGACAAACUAACGCCGAAGUGAAGGCUGCGUUGAACAUGAUAAAAGAGGACAAGACUGAGAUAGCCAGUGCAAUACAAGGAGGGCUGUUGACUAUAUCUAAAGCAGUGUCGGCGAUGACGACCAACACAUCAGUUGCAAUUACACAGAUGGAGAGAGAAAACAAGAUAUUAAAAGAUCAGCUAGUGAUUCCACAGGUUCAUUUCUUCGCCCGAAUUGCUGAAGGUCAAUUGAUAAUAUCGCCUGGACAGAAUAUCAUCUUCACAAAUGCGCAAAUCAACGAAGGUCAAGGUUAUGACGUGGCAUCUGGGAAAUUUACUGUCUCCGUCCCUGGGUUAUAUGCCUUCGCAGUCCAGUACUGCGUUAGGCCGAACCAAAAUGGUUACAUUGAUAUUGUGAACCAAGGCACCAUUCUGCAAAGAUCACUUUUUGAAAAAAACAGUGCUGGACCUAAGUGCGUGUCCAUGCAGGCGUUCACCAGGGCUGCUAUAUCCGAUCAGAUCUGGGUAAAAUCAGGAACCGUAAGCAGCAGUGAUCUCCAUGGCAAUAUCUACAUGUUCAAAUCGUUUUCUGGUGUGUUAAUUCAUGUGUAAUAUUCAAGCGGUCCAUACUUUUCAUCGUGCUGAAAUUUAUGCAUGAAACGAAAAUGCUGGUAUUUUUUUACAUAAAACGGUACUGAUCUUUAUGCUUAACACCAUAACAUACCGAUAUAUGAUACAAUUCAUUACAAGGACAAGGGAACAGUGUGACAUUUUGACAUGGGUUAUGACACAAUCGUUAUAAAGAAGAGCGCUAACGUUAUGAAUCCGCGAUCAGAAAACAUUCUUUUUGUUAACUUAAAAAAAGAACUUGCUUUUCGUCUAAACGUUGUAUCUGAUAUAUGUUUAUUCGUGUAACAUACGGAACUUCCUACAAAAUUCUUGCAUGUCUAUUAAUAAAUCACCAGAUGUUAACAUUUAAAGUA
This is a messenger RNA of Dreissena polymorpha, 1208 nucleotides long. RefSeq names its product complement C1q tumor necrosis factor-related protein 5-like. The record is from RefSeq and is a predicted model, not a curated record. NCBI's taxonomy places the organism in Eukaryota, Metazoa, Mollusca, Bivalvia, Myida, Dreissenidae. Gene Ontology annotation, molecular function: protein binding. Bases 82 to 837 code for a protein of 251 amino acids. The transcript is spliced from 2 exons.